Messenger RNA from Brugia malayi, 111 nucleotides. RefSeq lists its product as uncharacterized. The record is from RefSeq and is a predicted model, not a curated record. The coding region runs from base 1 to 111 and encodes 36 amino acids. Lineage: Eukaryota; Metazoa; Nematoda; Chromadorea; Rhabditida; Onchocercidae. The transcript has 2 exons.
AUGACAAACGAAAGUCAAUCGAGAAGUGAUAAAUGCGAAAAAUACUAUAUUUUAGUUGUGAAAAUCCUAAGAAUUGUUCAUCAUAGCAGAAUAAAGAUAUAUCGAUUUUAA